Mangifera indica (mango) is the source of this 1835-nucleotide messenger RNA. RefSeq names its product U1 small nuclear ribonucleoprotein 70 kDa. The transcript has 10 exons. Gene Ontology annotation, biological process: mRNA splicing, via spliceosome. The record is from RefSeq and is a predicted model, not a curated record. Gene Ontology annotation, cellular component: precatalytic spliceosome; U2-type prespliceosome; U1 snRNP. Bases 181 to 1617 code for a protein of 478 amino acids. NCBI's taxonomy places the organism in Eukaryota, Viridiplantae, Streptophyta, Magnoliopsida, Sapindales, Anacardiaceae. Gene Ontology annotation, molecular function: mRNA binding; U1 snRNA binding.
CGCAAUUCCUUCCUUCCUCUUAGCCGCCGCUUUCGGGCUCCGUUUCGCACUUGUGACCCGAAUCAGUUAACCCGAUCCUAAUAAACAGAUACCGAGCCUUUCAUGUUAUCUUCUAAAUAAUCUGGUCAUCAACCCCGCGAUUCCUUCUGUAACCCUAGUUUAGCCCCGAUCUCUUACAACAUGGGAGACUACAACGAUCCCUUCAUGCGCAACCAAAACGCCGCCGUUCAGGCCCGUACCAAGGCUCAGAACCGCGCCAAUGUCCUUCAGCUUAAGCUGAUUGGGCAAAGCCAUCCCACUGGCUUAACAGCAAAUCUACUGAAGCUCUUUGAGCCUCGGCCCCCACUGGAGUAUAGACCGCCUAUUGAGAAAAGAAAAUGCCCACAACUUACAGGAAUGGCACAGUUUGUGAGUAAUUUUGCUGAGCUAGGAGAUCCUGAAUAUGCUCCACCUGUACCAGAGGCUGAAACUCCUGCACAAAGAAGAGCUAGAAUCCAUAAGUUACGACUAGAGAAGGGUGCAGAAAAGGCCACUGAAGAGCUUCAGAAAUAUGACCCCAAUAAUGACCCAAAUAUAUCAGGAGAUCCAUACAAGACAUUGUUUGUUGCCAGGCUUAGUUACGAGACCACCGAGAGUAGAAUAAAAAGGGAGUUUGAGUCUUAUGGACCAAUUAAACGGGUUCGCUUGGUUACUGACAAAGAGACAAAUAAACCCAAAGGCUAUGCAUUCAUUGAAUACAUGCACACCCGGGAUAUGAAAGCUGCAUACAAACAAGCUGAUGGGAGGAAGCUUGAUGGCAGGAGGGUGCUUGUAGAUGUUGAGCGUGGUAGAACAGUUCCAAAUUGGCGUCCUCGCAGGCUAGGUGGUGGACUUGGAACAACCAGGGUUGGAGGUGAAGAAGUUAAUCAGAGGCAUUCUGGAAGGGAACAGGAACAGUCAAGAGGCCCAUCUCGGUCUGAGGAGCCUAAGAUACGAGAGGAUCGGCAUGGUGACCGAGAAAAAUCCCGUGAAAGAGGAAGGGACAAAGAGAGGGAACGAGAGAAGUCCCGCGAGCGCUCUCAUGAUAGGCCAAGGGAUCAAGAUCACAGAGAUGAUCGACACCGUAGAGAUCGUGACAGGAACAAAGAAAGGGAGAGGGAGAGAGACAGGGGUCGGGACCAUGAGAGAGAACGCGAUCGAAUUCGUGAUCGUGAUCGUGGUCGAGACCAUGGACGUGACCAUGAGCGUGACAGAGAAAGAGACCGUGAUAGGGAGCGUGAUCGAGGUCGCCUUCGUGAAAGGGAUAGGGAUUAUGAACUUGGUGACGUUGACCAUGACCGUGGAUAUUCUCGCGAUAGGGAUGACUAUGAUCGUAUUGAAUCGAAACAUGAUCGGGAUCGACAUGGGGAAAGGGACUAUGAUCAUGGUGAUGAGGAUGAUGGUGAUUGGUAUGAACACCCUGACCAUUAUGAACGUCAUCGGGGUUAUGCUCACAGUGAGCAUGAUCAUUAUGCUCAAUAUCAUGACAGUGAUCAUGAUCGAUAUGACCAAAUGGAGGAGGAUGAUUAUCGUUAUGACCGUGCAGUGUCUGAGUCACGUGACAGGGAGCGUGCUCGAGAUCUUGAUCGUGACUACUGAAUUUCAGAAAGGUCACUUUCCCAGUAAGAGUGGUAGCUAGAGAACUAGUUUACUGAAACUCAAAAAGUUCAGUAUGUGUAGUUAAAAGUUUCUAGGAGUGUAAUUGCUGCCGUUUUAUGACCGUGAUGUGUUUUAUUUAUCCUGUAUUUGCUUUAUCAUAUGAAGGAAUUGAGCUUGUUGUUCGACUAAGAAGUAAGCCUGAAUUAUUGUUUUGGCCA